GUACUAGGAAUGACUGGGGACUAGGAGAUAUUUUUUUGAGCUGAGCUCUACCGGGGCAGGGUGAUGCCGCUUCUCCUUGUGGCGAUCAAAAAUUCUGUGGAAGCCGUUGUGAAAACGAUUUCACGUACAUGAUCACUUUUCAUCAGAUAAUUCGGUAGUGCUUUGUUCUGCUCUGCGGUGCAAUUUUCUCAGAAAUUGUUCAUCUACGUACGAGUACCAUCCUCGUCUCUUAAGGUCUGUUUCGAGUACCUAGACGACAGCGACAGGUCUUAUCAGCAUAAUAUGAGUUCUGAGUUAUAUAAAAGCCGGAGAAAAGACUCAAGUGGAUCAGUGCGUUUCGAAAAUCUUCGCCAGCAAUGUCACGAAUCGAAGCUCUAGUUCCGAUAUUUAUCCUGGCAUUGGCCGCAGCAGGAGUUCUUGGAAAGAACUGUGGCAACUCCCGGAACAAAGAAUGUGUGCCGCGAAUUUUGUGCGACAACGGAUCAGUCAUCAGGGAUGGACGUGCACUGUUCUCAUAUCGUUCGUUGCUGGCAGGCAAUGAGGGCUGCGAUACCACCGAGGUCUGCUGCUCCAUCACAGAUAAGGUUUCUACCCCCAUUCUCGACUUAGAGGUGUCCGCUCCAACCGAAUGUGGACACCGAAACGAAAAUGGACUGCACUACACUAUGACCGAGGCAGCAGAUGUGGCCCAGAUGGGUGAAUUUCCCUGGGUGGUGGCUCUGCUACUCAAGUCGGAUGAAUCAUAUAUGGGUGCUGGAACAUUGAUUGGAUCAGACGUAGUCCUUACGGCCGCCCAUGUCGUGGCGAAUCUCCAACCAGGACAGCUUCUCGUCAGGGCUGGUGAAUGGGACUUUAAAAUUGAGACUGAAUUGCAGCGGCAUGUGAAUGUCGAUGUUAGGCUCAUCGAAAGCCAUCCGGACUUCAAAGCAUCGACUGGAGAGAGCAAUCUGGCACUGCUCUUCCUGAGUAAGAAACUAAGGACACAGAUCCACAUCUGUCCCGCGUGUCUGCCAAGAGCGGACAGGAGUUUCGACCACAGCAGAUGCUUUGUCAGCGGCUGGGGCAAGAAGACCUUUGAAUCCGACUCCUACAUGAAUAUAUUGAAGAAAGUUGAGGUGCCCGUGGUGGGUCGUGAACUGUGCCAACAACAACUGAGACGAUCCGUCCUGGGACCCUACUUUACGAUCGACUCCAGCUUAAUUUGCGCAGGCGGCGAACGGGGCAAGGACGCGUGUAAGGGCGAUGGCGGAGCCGCAUUGGUCUGUCCUCUGGCCAACGAUAAAAACCGCUAUGAACAGGCUGGCAUCGUCAAUUGGGGCGUUGGCUGUGGAGUGGAGAACAUUCCGGCUGUCUAUACAAAUGUCGCCCUCUUCCGUGAAUGGAUUGAUAUGAAAAUUGCGGAAAAAUCGAUUUCCAGCGGUAAUUUUGGUACCGCUUCUACGGUUUCACUCGGCACCGGUUCUGAAGGUAAAGCCGUAGUAUUUGAACGUACUGGAGGAUCUAUUUCUAGUUCGGCCACAGCUGGUCGUGUUGAAUCAACAGGUAGCGGCGUUAUCUGCGGAACCGGCGGUAUCGGUGGAAUCGGCAGUAUCGGCGGUAGAGUCGAUAGAGGCGGAUCUAUCUCUAGUUCGGCCACAGCUGGUCGUGUUGAAUCAACAGGUAGCGGCGUUAUCGGCGGUAUCGGUGGAAUCGGCAGUAUCGGCGGUAGAGGCGGAUCUAUCUCUAGUUCGGCCACAACUAGUCGUGUUGAAUCAAAAGGUAGUGGCGGUAGCGGCGGUAGAGGAUCAAGCGGGACUUUAGAAGGUGGUCGGGUAUCCAAAAGUAGUACAUUUGUGACCGUUUCUGACGUCUGGUCAUCUUUUGGCUCUUCUUCAAACUGUGAUAUGAAUAACCUAUCGAAUAACUCUAAAGAGCCAGCAAUGAUUCCCAUCUAAAACGGUCUGUACACUUAAUGAUGCAUUGUUAACUAUAUAGUGGGAGGUUUGUGAAUAAAAACAUUUUUUCCCUCA
Drosophila persimilis is the source of this 2009-nucleotide messenger RNA. RefSeq names its product phenoloxidase-activating factor 2. The coding region runs from base 357 to 1934 and encodes 525 amino acids. The transcript is spliced from 3 exons. Gene Ontology annotation, molecular function: serine-type endopeptidase activity. The record is from RefSeq and is a predicted model, not a curated record. NCBI's taxonomy places the organism in Eukaryota, Metazoa, Arthropoda, Insecta, Diptera, Drosophilidae. Gene Ontology annotation, biological process: proteolysis.